ACAGUUUAAAAUUCUAGGUCAGUUUGUUGAUAACAUCAACUAGACGUUUUUUUUUUGAAAAUACAAAAUUCUUAGUAGAUUUUCUACUCACUGGAAAAUGCUCAAAUCAUGAUACAAAAUUCAAUUUUCUAAUCUCGAGUGCUUUCCUCUUAAGACAAACUUAUAUCAGUAUAUGUACUAGUUAAUGCCACAUAUGAAUUUUCAAAAAACAAAGGUCUCGAUUGUCAUUGUUAAUUACUUCUAUAAAAUCCAAUUGAAUUAAACUCAAUAAAAAAAGGAAAAAAAAAUUUUUAUUUUUAUUUUUAGUUCAAAAUUCCUGAAUGUCGUUUAGGCGAUGAUUUCCAAUCAUUACUUGAUAAUCCUGUUUAUUCUGAUGUUACACUUGUUUGUGGUCAUAAAGAAUUUCCCGUACAUAAAGCAAUACUUAGUGCUCGAUCAAAAGUAUUUCAAGCUAUGUUUGAACAUAAAAUGUUAGAAAAUGAACGUUCACGUGUAGAAAUUGAAGAUAUUGAUGGUGAUAUAAUGCUCGAAAUUCUUCGUUUUAUAUAUACGGGUAGAAUACAAAAUAUUGAUAAAUUAGCAGAUGCACUUUUACCAGCUGCUGAUAAAUAUUGUUUGGAAAGACUUAAAGUUCAAUGUGAAGAAACAUUAUGUACAACAAUUGACAAAGAUAAUGUUGCCGAUAUACUUAUACUUGCUGAUCUUCAUUCAGCAACACAACUUCGACAACAAUCUAUUGAUUUUAUUAAUACACAUCUACAAGAUGUUUUAGAAACUAGUGGCUUUCAAACAAUGAUUCAUACACAUCCGCAUCUAUUAGCUGAUGCAUAUCGAGCGAUGGCUUCAUUACAAAAUAAUAUUAUUUGUCCACCAAGAAAAAAACAAAGAACUGUAUAA
Messenger RNA from Rotaria sordida, 897 nucleotides. The record is from the annotation of a GenBank genome assembly. NCBI's taxonomy places the organism in Eukaryota, Metazoa, Rotifera, Eurotatoria, Philodinida, Philodinidae.